Molecule: messenger RNA, 624 nt
Organism: Funneliformis caledonium
Lineage: Eukaryota; Fungi; Glomeromycota; Glomeromycetes; Glomerales; Glomeraceae
Source: the annotation of a GenBank genome assembly
AUGGAAAAAUCAAACAGAGAUAAAUUCCAUUCGAAAACAAAUAAUUUUAAGGAACAAAAGAUGGAAAAGCUGUCAUCUUUUGAACCAGAAAAACAAAAAAGAAGUAACCGUUCUCUACAUAAAAAAAAACCUGAUUUGGAACGUGAUAAACAAAAAGCCGAAUUCGAACGUUCGGAGAAAGAAUUGAAAAAACUUUUGGUACAAUUUGGAUCAAAAGCUCGAGUAUCUGACGAUAUAGAUCGGGACACUUCGAAAGUUCGCGAUAAUAUUUUUAAAUUAAUGGAAAAGACAAAGGCAAAAUCACUUAACGUCAACGCAAAGCCUCUUCAAUCAUUUUACCAAUCCUAUGAAAAGGUAUAUUGUAGAAUUAAUUGGAUUUGGUUCUUAAGCGUUAUUAUAUUGAUUGAAUUAUUAAUACUCGGGCUCAUCUUGAAAAUCAAAUACAGGAAUUAUCAUUAUUUAGAACCUUAUGAAGCGAUUGUACACGGCACAUUUGGUGUAGAACCGUCUUUUUGGAGUUAUAUAACGGUUAUUUGUGAUACAGUGGUCGAUUUUCUUGGUGAAUUUAGACAAGGUAGUCGUAGUUUCGGUAGUCCAAGUUAUGAUGGUUUGGUACCAAUAUGA